AUGCCGUCGAAACCCACCGACGAGGAAAUCGAGCAGGCCCGCGAGGACUGGGAGCCAGAGUANCCCUCCGGAGACGAGAAGCGAUUCCAAGGAAGCCAGGCCGAGCAAGCACAAAACCAAAGAACCGUAACGCAACAAAAGAAGCACAAUGAAUUCUACAACCAGGAGAAGCGUCAAACCGGCCUGCAAACCGAGCGUUCCAGAUCCUCCUCCCGCCGCGCCCGAAGAAAGCGAGUAAAGAACGACCAGCGCGACGGCAAAUACAUGCACACAAACUCCCUCGAAGCCCUCGAGGAAGCAGAUGCCAAUGGCGAUCUCCACGAGAUGCAGCCCUUUGAGCGCAUCGGACCCGAUUCAACAUCCAUGGACGGCCCCGUGACAAAGGCCCGCGCAGACAGAGGAGAGAUCCCCAUGCGAGGCAGCAACCCAAACCAACCCUACUACAAGAAACCGCCUAAACAGGAGGCAUCUCUGCUCGACGAGACUGACGGUCUGAAGUUGAAGCUGGAUGCCAAUCUCGAUGUCGAAAUUGAACUCAAGGCCAGUAUUCGUGGUGACUUGACGCUAUCGUUGUUGUAA
This is a messenger RNA of Aureobasidium uvarum, 579 nucleotides long. NCBI's taxonomy places the organism in Eukaryota, Fungi, Ascomycota, Dothideomycetes, Dothideales, Saccotheciaceae. The record is from the annotation of a GenBank genome assembly.